This is a messenger RNA of Sphaeramia orbicularis (orbiculate cardinalfish), 4826 nucleotides long. RefSeq names its product calcium channel, voltage-dependent, alpha 2/delta subunit 2b (gene cacna2d2b). Gene Ontology annotation, molecular function: voltage-gated calcium channel activity. The transcript is spliced from 38 exons. The record is from RefSeq and is a predicted model, not a curated record. NCBI's taxonomy places the organism in Eukaryota, Metazoa, Chordata, Actinopteri, Kurtiformes, Apogonidae. The coding region runs from base 249 to 3539 and encodes 1096 amino acids. Gene Ontology annotation, cellular component: voltage-gated calcium channel complex.
GUUGUAUGUGGGAGCAGGAGGAGAGACUCUGCAGUGUCUUGGCAGCUGCAUUAGUGCAUCUCCCACCGUCCGCGAUGCCUCCACGGCCGAUGCCAGCCUCCUCCGCGUCCACUUGACAACAGACACCGAUAUGAACUGGUCAGGAAACUGAGCUGGACGUUUUCCUUCAGAGAGCUGUAUGCCCCGGAGACAGUCCGGAGCUUUUCAUCCACGCACCGAAAGCCCGUGACGAGAAUUUUUAAUGGAAAAUGGCGAUAGGCAAAAGGUCUUGCAGCAUCGUCUGCUUGGUAUCUAUCCAGAUUAUCUUGAUUUUCAGCGCAUCGUGGCCUGGAGCAGAGGGUCUCACAUUUCCUCAGCAAUACACGAUAAUGCACUGGGCCAGGCGUAUCGAACAGGAGAUUGACAGAGUCUUUCAACACAUCACUGGAGCUCAGCAGUUGAAAGGGAUUUACAAUGAAGAAAGGCGGCGGUUUAGCCUGGUGAAGAAUCAGCCUCGGAAGAUUGUGGAGAAGGUGGCGUCAGAUAUAGAGAAACUUCUGGCUAAGAAGCGCAAAGCCCUCGAUAGGUUAGCCAGUGAAGCGGAGCGUCUCCAGCGAGAGCAUAUGUGGAAGGAUGGAAUCAAGGAGCUGGACAUGGCGUAUUAUGACUCUAAGGCAGAGCUGGAUUAUUAUUCGAUGGACGGAGAAGGAGAAGUGGAAAAUCCCUCCCACAUCAAGCUGGAGUUUGUGUACGAUCCAAACUUCAAAAACAAUGUCAAUUAUUCGUACACUGCUGUUCAGAUUCCUACAGAUAUUUAUAAAGGAGCUCCAGUUAUUCUGAAUGAGUUAAACUGGACUCAGGCACUGGAGAAGGUGUUCAUGGAGAACAGUCGGGAGGAUCCGUCGUUGCUGUGGCAGGCGUUUGGAAGUGCCACUGGAGUCACCCGCUACUACCCAGCUACACCUUGGAAAGCACCUGAUAAAAUUGACCUGUAUGAUGUCAGGCGGAGGCCAUGGUACAUCCAGGGCGCCUCAUCUCCCAAAGAUAUGGUGAUACUUGUCGAUGUGAGUGGCAGCGUCAGUGGACUUACCCUUAAACUAAUCAAAGCUUCAGUGAUGGAAAUGCUCGACACUCUUUCUGAUGAUGACUAUGUCAAUGUAGCCAGGUUUAAUGAAAAAGCAGAGGCCGUGGUUCCUUGCUUUAAACAUCUAGUCCAGGCAAAUGUGCGCAAUAAGAAGAUUUUUAAAGACGCAGUGCAGCAGAUGCAGGCGAAAGGCACGACUGACUACAAGUCUGGAUUUCACUUUGCCUUCAACCAGCUGUUAAACAAGACAAAUGUUCCUCGGGCCAACUGCAAUAAAAUAAUCAUGCUGUUUACUGAUGGAGGAGAGGACAGAGCUCAGGAUGUUUUCAUGCAAUACAACUGGCCCAACAAAACAGUUCGAGUGUUCACUUUUUCUGUGGGUCAGCACAACUAUGAUGUCACACCUUUGCAGUGGAUUGCAUGCACGAAUAAAGGUUACUAUUUUGAGAUCCGUUCCAUCUGUGCUAUAAGGAUUAACACCCAGGAGUAUCUCGAUGUGUUGGGACGCCCCAUGGUUUUGGCAGGCAGCGAUGCCAAGCAGGUUCAGUGGACCAAUGUGUAUCAGGAUGCUUUGGGUCUUGGCAUGGUAGUAACGGGAACUUUACCUGUAUUUAACCUCACCAUGGAUGGAAACUCACAGAAUCAGUUGAUAUUAGGUGUUAUGGGAGUUGACGUGCAUCUUGAUGAAAUAAAGCGUCUGACGCCACGAUUCAAUCUUGGAGCUAAUGGGUACAUAUUUGCAAUCGAUCCAAAUGGAUAUCUUCUGCUUCAUCCUAAUCUUCAGCCAAAGCUUGUGAACCUGCCUGAGCCUGUGACACUCGACUUUCUGGAUGCAGAGGUGGAGGACAGCAAUAAAGAAGAGAUCCGGAGACAAAUGAUUGAUGGACGACCAGGUGAAAUGCAGAUCAAAACCCUUCUCAAGUCAAUUGAUGAACAAUACAUUGAUGAUGUGUUCAGGGGCUACACCUGGACUCCGAUCAACGGUACAGAUUACAGUCUGGGCUUGGUAUUACCCCCUUACAAUGAGUACUACAUUCAGGCAGACCUCAGUGAUGUGAUGCUGCAGCUUCAGUAUAUGCAGUCGUUGCUGCCCAGCUCCUUUGAAUCUUCAGGACAUGUGUUUCUGGCUCCAAGGGAAUACUGCAAACGUCUGCAUCUCUCUGACAACAACACCCAGUUUCUGCAGAACUUCCUUUCUCUGAUGCUCGACAUUUCCCCAGAAUCUGACGAGUGUGACCAAGGCCUCAUUCAUAACCUUAUUUUGGAUUCACGGAUUAUUGGACAGCUGGCAUCACGUGUGUGGAAAAACAAGGACCUCAAUUCGUACGGCUUCCUGGCAGUAUUUGCUUCCACAGAUGGAGGAAUUACGCGAGUAUUUCCUAAUAUCGCUGCUGAAAUGUGGGAUGAGAAUCCUGAACCCUUCAACUCAAAUUACUACAGACGAAGUCUUGAUAACAGAGGCUACAUGUUUCAAGCUCCGCUGAGGUCCUCUUUGGAUGACCCUGUAGGAGCAGAAAACGGCACAGUUGGAAUCCUUGUUAGUUCAGCUGUGGAGGUCAAUUUAGGAGGCAAGCUCCUCAAACCAUCAGUGGUGGGUGUGAAGCUGGAUUUGGAGGCCUGGGUAGACAAAUUUAAGAUCUUGGCCAGCAACGUGUCAGACAGUCGACAGGGUUCACACAAGUGCGGACCCUCCAGGAGCUGUGAGAUGGACUGUGAGGUGAACACAGAUGACCUCCUCUGUUAUCUUAUCGAUGAUGGUGGUUUUCUGGUCAUGUCCAAUCAGAGAGAUCACUGGAAAAAGGUGGGUCUUUUCUUCGGUGAUGUGGACCCGUAUCUGAUGUAUGCCCUCUACAACAACUCCAUCUACACCCGGCGUCAGUCGUUCCUUUACCAGUCUGCAUGUGAACCAGUCAGCAGCAGCCACACUGGUGCAGCGCCCAGAGGCAUCUUUGUGCCAUCCAUCGCUGACGUCCUCAGUUUGGCCUGGUGGACGUCCACAGUGGCAUGGUCUGUGACCCAGCAGCUACUGUACAGACUGGCCUACAACAGCUGGCUUUACCAAGAUGACGUUCUGGUGGACGGUUUCGAGACCAAGGAAAGCAGCUGUGUGACCAUCCAAAGCCAGUUCUAUUUCACAAACACCACCAACUCCUACAACGUGCUGCAGGACUGUGGAAACUGCUCACGGCUGUUCCACGCGAAGCGGAUAGAAAACACAAACCUCCUUUUCGUGGUUGCUGAGACGCUGCCCUGUAGCUCCUGUGAAAUCGAGAGGUUGACCCAGGUCAGGACAGAGUUCCAGGAGGAGAAUCCGUGUGAAGUAUUGAGCAACGCUCGAUAUCGUAAAGGCCCAGCAUCCUGCUUUGACUAUAGUGCCUUAGAAAACACAUCAGAGUGUGGACGGGGUCAUUUUCUGCAAGCCUCCAUAGGACUCCUUUUCUUCGUUCAGCUUUUUCGGCCUCUCUUUCAUCUCUGACAUGUGCAUACACUCUAAAUGACAUCUUUCAUCUCUUUGGGUUUAGGCUCAGAUCUACUCAAGGUUAGAUCAAACAAAAGCUGCACAUUUCUUCAUUUUUGAUCUACAAAAAGCACACAGCGCAUAGUGCUGGAAAAAAAAAAGCUCUUCGUGUUUAUGCCUUAUUGCUUAUGCAUCUGUUUGUGUUACAGGGCUCAAGUGUUGAAUAUAGAGGGAGAAUGUGUUAAGUGUGCAUGCUACAUAAACUCAGACACAUAUGUUUGAAAUAUUGGCUGGUAAUUGACUGGAGAAAUACUUUAAACAAGCUCAUAGAUCGUCUGAAAUAAAGCACAAACAUGGUGGGGAUUGACAUUUGAGAACAAAACCCUAAAAAGUCAGCGUAUUUGUAAUUGUUUUAUGGAAAAUACACCACUUCACACAUUAGCAGAUGCCCUACUUUUACACAAAAGUGCUCAGUGAUACAGCUGGGGAUAUUUUGGGAUUAACUAAGAGGCGUAGCAGCAUUAUGAAGUGCAGAUGUCUUAUUGCCACUUUCUGAAUAUGCUGUUUUACGUGAAUUUCCAGCUGCAGAUUUGGUGUUUUUUUACAGCUGCUGAGUAAAUAGAGCCAAUGUACUUUUCUGGUUUUACAUUGUGCAGGCCACACAUGAAGCUACUCGCUACAGCAUGAAAAUGUACAUAAAUAAGAUGAAAGAGCUGCUGACUGAGCGCCGCAGACUCCCACCUGUCGUUUGCACAGAUGUUGCUUGUGCUUCCGCUUUUGUUGGCUUUGUAAAAUUCAGAUUGAAUCUAUCUGCAUCAUCUGCAUGUCUGGUCCCAGUAGAUGUCUUCACACAAACAUCUACAGCAGUUUUUAGAUGAUGGUAGAUCUGGGCCUUAACCUCACAUUUAUUUCAGUGUCUUUCAAUCUACGUUUGACCUUUGCCAAGACAUUUUGAGUACUGUAAAUUACAUCGGACGACACACGACCCAGAAUGAUUUCCCCCCUGCCCUCUCAAAUAUGCUCAUAAAUCACUUAAAUCCAACUGUGUUUUAGACAAAAUUGAAUAGAAAUCUUUUAGUUCUCAGAGCACUUUGUCAGAAAAAAUAUCAGUAUGACUGAAAAUACCAAUGUUUGACCUCAAGCAAGAUUUUGUGACUUUUCGUAACACAUAUCAGCGAUGAAACUAUGUAGUCUUAGUCAAAUACAAGGAUUGUUAAAGUCAGAAUAAUUUGAUGAAAUGCUUCCACAGAUAUUUGCUACAGUUAUGAAGUGCUUCCAGUUCAGUAUGAAGUCCGUGAAAUCAGA